GUAGCCGUGGACUGAACUGGCUCAGCGGACUAAUUUAGUCAACGGGAAUGCUUCCCCAAGCCGUUGUUCGCAGUGAAAACUAAAGUGGUCAAUGCCAACGUUUCCUCCGAGGGCGAUGGGCUGGUGUGCAGGUGAGCCAACGUGAGAACAGGCUCCCCCAUAGGAAGCGCUCGCACAUGGGAACUGUGUCACUCGACCUUAUCCGCAUUUGGACAGUUUGAAGACAGACUCAGAGACAUGUCAAGAGACAGCAUGACAGCUGUACGUGGAGCCCAGUCACACAACGCUUCACCUAAAGAGAAUGGACACACCGCGCCGAGCCCCGCUCAGCCCAGCGCCAACUUUCCCCAUCCCUCUGCGGGGAACAUACCCGACGACACGCCGGUGUCCUCUACCAGCGAGCUGACCCAGACCUGGGUCCACUUCGCUAAAACAUUUGUGCUCAUUUUCCCGAUUUACGCAUUGGGGUAUUUUGAGUUCAGUUUCAGCUGGCUGCUGAUUGGACUUGUUAUCUUUUUCUGGUGGAGGAGAAACACAGGAGGGAAACACAGCCGAGUGAGCCGAGCUCUGGCUUUCUUUGACCAGGAGGAACGAAGUGCCAAGCAGGCUCUGACGACCUCUGAUCUACCACCAUGGGUCCACUUCCCAGAUGUAGAGCGAGUGGAGUGGCUAAACAAGACGGUGAAACAGAUGUGGCCGUACAUCUGCCAAUUCGUGGAGAAACUCUUCCACGAGAUGAUCGAGCCGGCGGUGAAGGAGUCCAACGCCCACCUCAGCACCUUCUGCUUCAGCAAGAUCGACAUCGGAGAAAAGCCGCUGAGGAUCAAUGGGGUCAAGGUUUACUCAGAAAAUGUGGAUAAGCGGCAGAUCAUUAUGGACCUACAGAUCAGCUUUGUCGGCAACACAGAAAUCGAUGUCGACAUCAAACGCUACUACUGCAAAGCCGGCAUCAAGAGCAUCCAGAUCCACGGCGUGUUGAGGGUGGUGAUGGAGCCGCUGCUGGGCGACAUGCCACUUGUUGGAGCUCUGUCUCUGUUCUUCCUCAAGAAGCCACUUCUGGACAUAAACUGGACCGGCCUCACCAAUAUACUGGACAUUCCUGGGCUCAAUGGCUUCUCUGACAGCCUGAUUCAAGACAUUAUCUACAGCUACUUGGUCUUGCCCAACCGUAUCACUAUCCCACUGGUCGGGGAUGUGGAACUGGCCAAACUACGCUUCCCGAUGCCAAAGGGAGUCCUAAGGAUUCACUUUCUGGAGGCUCAGGAUCUGGAAGGCAAGGAUAAAUUUCUGGGCGGGCUAAUUAAGGGCAAGUCUGACCCCUACGGUGUCCUGCAGAUCGGCAACCAGCUGUUCCAGAGCAAGACAGUAAAGGAGAGCCUCCAUCCCAAGUGGAACGAAGUUUACGAGGCUCUGGUGUACGAGCACUCAGGUCAGCAUCUUGAGAUCGAGCUGUUUGAUGAGGAUCCGGACAAGGAUGAUUUCCUGGGAAGCCUCAUGAUUGAUAUGACUGAGCUGCACAAAGAGCAGAAGGUUGAUGAGUGGUUCGAUCUCGAGGAAGCGCCUACUGGGAAACUCCACUUAAAACUGGAGUGGCUGUCUCUGCUCUCCACUCCUGAGAGGUUGGACCAGGUGCUGCGGAGUGUGCGCGCAGACAGAAGCCUGGCCAAUGAUGGACUGUCGUCAGCACUGCUGGUGGUCUAUCUGGACUCAGCCAAGAACCUGCCAAGCGUCUUCUCAGGCAGCUUAGGCUGCGGAAACUUAAGUGAGAGGAGAGCGUCGGGCCUAGUCUUUUGUGAGAGCAAUACUUCUGAGUAUAGAACAAUAUUUUCUGGCAAGAAGAGUAGCAGUGAACCCAGCCCUUAUGUCCAAUUCACAGUUGGGCACAAAACACUGGAGAGCAAGAUCCGGUACAAGACCAAGGAGCCUCUGUGGGAAGACUGUUUCUCAUUCCUCGUCCACAAUCCCAGGAGGCAGGAGCUCGAGGUGGAGAUAAAAGAUGACAAGCACAAAUGCACUCUGGGUAACUUGACGGUGCCUCUGAGUGGCCUGCUGGUGGAGGAGGACAUGACGCUGACUCAGUGCUUUCCUCUGAAGAACUCGGGACCCAGCUCCACCAUCAAGCUCAAGAUGGCCCUCAGGAUCCUGUCCUUGGAGAAGCAGGUUUCCUCGGACCAGCCUUCGUCCGUCCAGGUCAGGAAGUCGAGCGCGCCGCAGCCGGCCGCAGCCCCCUCCCCGAGACCGUCAUUCUCAGAUUCCCUGCUGUCUCCACCCACACCUCCGCAGCCUAUAGACGCUUCCACGCUCACCCUCCAGCACAGGGAUGGCGAGCCGUACUCAGCCAGCCCUCGCCGCAGCACCUCCAACCUGAGCACCUGCAUGUCCAGCUCCCAGAAACACCUGCCUCACAAGGAGUCCACGCCCAGCCUGGCCUCGGAUAUCUCGCUGCCCUUUGCCACCUUGGAGCUCCAGCAAAGACUCCGACAGCUGCAGAACGGCUCGGCCCCCAGCCAGUACCCCCUGGGUGAAGUCCAGCUGACCGUUCGACACAGCUCCCAGAGGAACAAACUCAUCGUGGUGGUGCACGCCUGCCGUAACUUGAUAGCCUUCACCAAAGAUGGCUCAGAUCCCUUCAUACGCCUCUAUUUGCUGCCUGACAAGAGUCGGACUGGGAGGAGGAAGACGAGCACAAUGAAGAGGACCCUUAACCCUGUUUAUGAUCAAACGUUUGAGUUUAGUGUAUCUAUGGUGGAGCUUCACAGAAGAACUUUGGAUGUAGCAGUGAAGAACGGAGGGAGUAUUUUGUCCAAACACAAAGGGCUUUUGGGAAAGGUACUGGUAGAUUUAGGUGGGGACGAUAUAUCAAGAGGAUGCACACAAUGGUAUGAUCUAAGUGAAGAUGGUUUGUCGUCUCAAGGCAUAAGAAGAAUUCAAGACCCCCUUCUCACGUAGUGAAACCAGCUCCACACCUCUCCGCUGUAAUAUAGUUGUUAAUCUAAGGGCACAUCGUUCUGUUUUUCAUAUAGUUUACAGGAAUAAUUUCAGCAUGUAAGAAGUUUUUCAAGCAUUUCCUGUUAUUAUUUCAUGAUCAAGAUUGGAAGAUAUUGUAACAUAUUGUAAUGCAUUGAGACACACGAACUGCCUUGUCUCUCCUCUUUUCAGUGUUUUAUGUAAAUAUGACGUUGCAAAUAUAUAGUUACAAGAAAUUGCAGGGGUUUUCAUGGCAUUAUACUUUCUAUUAAAAAUCUGUCAAAAUUCUUACUACUUUCCGUCCAGGUUGUUAAAAUGUGACGAAUUCUGUUUUACUGUCUGAGAAAAACUCUUACCAAAGGAACAGAUACAAUCACGAUAGUAGGCUUAAGUAGCAGUCUUGACUUUGUUUUUGUUUUUUUUUCUUUUCGUUUCUUGUUAUGCAGUGUUAUUUGAUUGUUUACCUCCUGUUGUUCUUUAUGCUUGAUUACGAACAUGGAAUGCACAUAUGCAAGGAAUAAAAUGAUUGCUCUGUAUAUUUUAGGAGAUCUGUGCAAUAUUGUUUGUUCUGAGAUAACGCAGACCUGUGGGCAUUUUAGGGCUAUGAACAAGUGCUGUACAAUAUGAACACAACAAAGGAUACUUGAAUAAGGGUUUGAUUGUGGUCAAACCAAAACGUGAGUUGAGCAAACUGAAAAGUAUGAGCAGAGACAGCAAUUAUUGCAUUUUUAGGAGCAGGGCUGCUAGAAUCUGUCGUUGAGAUGAUGCAUCUGUGUCAUGCUUGUACAUGUUUUGCCAUGCAGUUAUAACUGUUUGUUGGAGCUUUUAAAUACUUGUAAUCUAUCCUGUGCCUUAAAAACCCAACAUGUAAUUUUUUUGCCUUCUUAAUGUUAUUAUUUUGAAUGACAUGAUGCCUCAUGGCUUUUGAUGAAUAAAUGGUUUCUCUUGUGAAAA
Stegastes partitus (bicolor damselfish) is the source of this 3921-nucleotide messenger RNA. RefSeq names its product extended synaptotagmin-like protein 2b (gene esyt2b). Gene Ontology annotation, biological process: lipid transport. The transcript has 23 exons. Gene Ontology annotation, cellular component: endoplasmic reticulum membrane. Gene Ontology annotation, molecular function: calcium-dependent phospholipid binding; phosphatidylethanolamine binding; phosphatidylcholine binding. Bases 238 to 2949 code for a protein of 903 amino acids. Lineage: Eukaryota; Metazoa; Chordata; Actinopteri; Pomacentridae. The record is from RefSeq and is a predicted model, not a curated record.